ACUUUUUCAAAAGUUCCUGGAGGUGUUUCGAGACGCACGGCAGCCGAGUCCGAGCUGUCCCACUGCCAUUAAACCCCAAGGAAGAAGAGGAAGAAGAGUCCGAGCUGCAGAGGAAAUACGGCAUUGGACUAUUUCGAAAACGCUCAAUUUCUAUGAAAUUCACUCAAGUUAACUUUAUGACGCUACUUCAUCUUAAUGUGAUCCCUUGGAACUUUAAUCACCGUGUCAUUUUUUAAAGGAUGUAUUAUUGCUAACAUUUCAAAAAAAAGGAGUAGUAUCGCGUUUUCACAGAAAUGGGGAAUUACAGUCUUUGGAUAUUUCUGUCAAUUUUACAUCUUGUGCAAAACAGCGAAGGAAUGCACUGCAUGGAUACACUCAGGCCGUGCGAAAAUGGAGGAAUAUGUAUGGAUUCAAAAUGCUUAUGCCGGCCUGGUUAUAUUGGUUUUCUCUGUCAGCAUCUAGACCCCUGUCAUCGCUCGCCUUGUCUAAAUGGAGCAGCUUGCAAGAGCCAGUUAGCCAACGGAACCCCACAGUACACCUGUGUGUGCCAGCGGGGGUUUAGAGGUCAGGAUUGUUCCCUGAUUGAUGCAUGUGCCACAAAUCCCUGCGCCAACGGUGCCCGUUGCACCAAUUGGAAUAAUAACUACAACUGCUCAUGCCCGCCUGGGUAUCAGGGCAAGAACUGUCGCAAUGAUAUUGAUGAAUGCCGCAAACCUGGAAAGUGCCUUAACGGUGGCAUCUGCAUGAACACACAUGGCUCAUUCCGCUGUGAUUGCCGUGCUGGGUACAGCGGGCGCACAUGCGAGAUACCCACCCAGCCCUGCGCCCCCUCACAAUGUGUCAAUGGGGGCACCUGCCAUCAGACCAGUGACCAAACCUACGAGUGUGCUUGCUUGCCAGGCUUCAAGGGACACAAUUGUGAGGAGAACGUGGAUGACUGCCCUGGAAACAAAUGCAUGAAUGGUGGGAUCUGUGUAGAUGGCGUCAACACGUACAAUUGUCAGUGUCUGCCGGAGUGGACAGGCCAGUAUUGUGCUGAAGAUGUCAACGAGUGUCUCAUGCAGCCCAAUGCUUGUCACAAUGGCGGUACGUGCUUUAACACCAUUGGAGGACACACCUGUGUAUGUGUCAAUGGCUGGACUGGGGACGACUGCAGUGAGAACAUUGACGACUGUGCGACGGCUGUCUGCUUCAAUGGGGCCACAUGUCAUGACCGUGUGGCCUCCUUUUUCUGCGAGUGCCCGGUGGGCAAAACUGGUCUGCUCUGUCAUCUGGAUGAUGCCUGUGUCAGUAACCCCUGUAAUGAGGGGGCAGUGUGCGACACUAACCCUCUGAACGGCCGGGCCAUUUGCACCUGCCCUGCUGGCUUUGUUGGUGGAGCCUGCAACCAAGACAUGGAUGAAUGUUCCAUUGGUGCCAACCCCUGUGAGCAUUUUGGGAAGUGUGUAAACACAGAGGGCUCAUUUCAGUGCCAGUGUGGACGGGGUUAUACUGGCCCUCGCUGUGAGAUUGAUAUCAACGAGUGCCUGUCCAUGCCCUGCCAGAACGACGCCACCUGCCUGGACCGUAUCGGCGAGUUCACAUGCAUCUGUAUGCCUGGCUAUAUGGGGAAGUUCUGUGAGGUGGAUGUCGACGAAUGUGAGAGCAACCCCUGUGUAAAUGAUGGCAUCUGCCGAGACAUGGUCAAUGGCUUCACCUGCACCUGUCAGCCAGGGUUUACUGGCACCAUGUGUCAGAUUGACGUAGAUGAGUGCGCCAGCACUCCCUGCCAGAAUGGAGCCAAGUGCAUUGACCGUCCCAACGGGUAUGAAUGCCGCUGCGCUGAAGGUUAUGAGGGAAGGCUGUGCGAGAGCAACAUCAAUAACUGCAAGCCUGACCCGUGCCACCACGGCACUUGCGUAGAUGGCAUUGCCAGUUACACAUGUAACUGUGAGCCGGGCUACACUGGCUACCGCUGCGAGAACCAGCUCAACGAGUGCCACAGCAACCCCUGCCAGAAUAGUGGGAAGUGUGUGGACCUUGUCAACAAGUAUAUCUGCCAGUGUCAACAUGGCACCUCAGGCACCAACUGUGAAAUCAACUUUGACGACUGCGCUAGCAACCCUUGUGACUAUGGAAUCUGCAAAGAUGGCAUAAACCGCUAUGAAUGUGUCUGCCAGCCUGGCUUUACCGGGCCUCAGUGUAAAGAUGAGAUUGACGAGUGCCAGUCUAAUCCCUGUCGCAACGGAGGAACCUGUGUAGAUGAUGAGAACGGCUUCCACUGCCAGUGCCCUGAAGGUUUCCAUGACCCGUUCUGUUAUUCACAAGUGGACGAGUGUGCCAGCAGCCCAUGUUUGCAUGGGACCUGCAGAGACAAUCCUAAUGGCUAUCGAUGUGACUGUGAGCAUGGAUGGGUGGGUAAGAACUGUGACCUAGACCGAAACGAUUGUUUGCCAAGCCCCUGCCAGAAUGCAGGCACCUGUUUCGACCAACUCAAUGGUUUCACCUGCAAGUGUCGGCAAGGUUUUAGAGGUAACUUAUGUCAGGUGAACAUCAAUGAGUGUGCCUCCAGCCCAUGUCUAAAUCAGGGCACCUGUGUUGAUGGAGUCGCCAGUUUCACUUGUCUCUGUGAGCCACCUUAUAGCGGACCCACCUGUGCAGAUCUGCUCACACCUUGUACUCCAAACCCCUGUGCCAACCAUGCUGCCUGUGUGCAUACACCUGACUACCACGGCUAUCAGUGUAACUGCCAACCCGGAUGGCAGGGUCAGUUGUGUAACAUUGACAUAAAUGAAUGCACCUCUAACCCCUGUAAGAACCGCGGGGACUGUACAAAUACGCCGGGUGGCUAUGUGUGCUCCUGCCGUUCUGGUUACACUGGACCAAACUGUGAAACAGAUAUUAAUGAAUGCUCACCAAACCCCUGUCUGAAUGGAGGAUCCUGUACAGAUGGAGUUAACUCAUUCCGCUGCAGCUGUCUGCCAGGCUUCACAGGGGCAAGCUGUGCUACCGAGGUAAAUGAGUGUCAGAGCGCCCCCUGCAAGAACGGAGGCGCUUGCACCGACUACGUCAACAGCUACACUUGCACUUGCAAACCUGGCUUCACGGGCCUUCUCUGUGAGACCAACAUACCAGACUGCACUGAAAGCUCCUGUUUUAAUGGAGGCACCUGCACUGAUGGGAUCAACGGGUUCAAAUGUACCUGCCGGUCAGGAUUCACUGGAGAAUACUGCCAGUACGAGUUGAACGAGUGUGACUCUCAGCCAUGCCUUAACGGAGGAGUGUGUCAAGAUGCCCUCGAGUCAUAUCGCUGCUCGUGUCCAAAAGGCUACACUGGCACUCGUUGCCAGUAUCCAGUUGAUUGGUGCAGGCCUUCUAACCCAUGCAAGAAUGGUGGUCGCUGCAGACAGAAAGAUGCCUCCUUCACAUGUGAGUGUUUGGGAGGCUGGUCAGGUCGUUAUUGUGACAUCCCAGGAGUGUCUUGUGAAGUUGCAGCCAGACAGAGAGGACUCCAAACAGACGAGCUUUGCCACCAUGCUGGACACUGUGUCAAUACUGGCAACACACACUACUGCAAAUGUCACGCAGAUUAUACAGGCAGUUACUGCGAGUCCCAGUUUGACCACUGUGAGGACAAACCUUGCCUCAAUGGUGCCACCUGUAGGAGCUACAUGGGAGGAUUCACCUGCGAUUGCAUGCCUGGUUAUGAGGGGAACAACUGCGAGAGAGAGGUCAAUGAGUGUCAGUCUCAUCCGUGUCAGAAUGGAGGAACCUGCAUUGACCUGGUGGGACAUUACAUAUGCUCUUGCCCUCCAGGCACACUAGGGGUCCUCUGUGAGAUAAAUGAGGAUGACUGUGCAACUCCCUCAUGGCCUCGGGGCAUGCCCAAGUGUCAAAACAAUGGCACCUGUGUGGACAGGGUUGGAGGGUACAGGUGUAACUGCCCUCCCGGCUUCACUGGAGAACGCUGUGAGGGAGACAUCAACGAGUGCCUUUCGAACCCCUGCAAAACCUCCAACAGCUUGGAUUGCAUACAGUUGCCAAAUGAUUACCAGUGCAUGUGCAAACCCGGAUUCACAGGACGAGGGUGUCAGAAUAGAUUUAGUGUGUGCGAAUCUCAGCCCUGUAAGAACGAAGGAGUAUGCUCCUUGUCCAGCAGCUCGCCACUGGAAUACACUUGCACCUGUCAGCUUGGGUACGCAGGUGCUAACUGUGAGAGGAGCAUGAACUGCAAAGAGCUGCCUUGCUACAAUGGUGGGAGCUGUAGUGAUACCUCACGAGGUGCACGUUGCACCUGCAUUCAGGGCUUUGGCGGGCCACAGUGUCAGCACCGCAGCAACGAGGGCUGCUCUUCCAAACCUUGCAGCAAUGGAGGCUUGUGUACAGAGGAGACCAGCUUCCCUUUUUUCCACUGCCAGUGCAUCAGUGGCUGGAAGGGGAUCCGAUGUGAACAGGAAACAAGGGCUUUGCCCCAUUGCCCUAUUGCUGAAUGUCAUGGCAAGGCCAAUGACGGUGUGUGUGAUAAAGAAUGUAAUUCGCUUGCCUGCCGCUGGGAUGGAGGUGACUGCUCUCUGGCUACAAACCCCUGGGCAUACUGCACAGACCCUCGCUGCUUGUGGCUCUUCAACAACAGUCAGUGUGAUGAGUUCUGCAAAAAUGCAGAGUGCCUUUAUGAUAACUUCGACUGUAAGAACAAAGAGAAAGUCUGCAACCCUAUCUAUGAGACAUACUGUACUGACCAUUACGCAGAUGGGCGCUGCGAUCAAGGCUGCAAUAAUGAAGAGUGUGGCUGGGAUGGACUGGAUUGUGCAGAGAAGAUUCCGGAAGACCUUGCAGAAGGCGUGCUGGUUAUUGUGGUUCUGCUGCCUCCAGAGGAGCUGCUAAGGACACAAACUGCUUUCCUGCAGAAACUAAGUGCAAUCCUGCACACCACACUGCGUUUCCGUUUAGAUGCGAAUGGAGAAACAAUGAUCAAACCCUAUACAGGCCGUGAGCCACGCAUUAAACGAGAGCUUCAACCUCAGCAGGAGGUCAUUGGGUCCAUUGUAUACUUGGAAAUAGACAACAGGCUCUGCUCACAGGCUUCAGAUGACUGCUUCCGCAGUGCUAAUAGUGCUGCUGAAUACCUGGGUGCUUUGUCUUCUCAGGAGAUGUUAAAUUUCCCAUACCACCUGAAGGAAGUGCACGGUGUAAUAAUAAGUGAUCCUGUGGAUACUGGGGGUCCUGGGGAUCCUGACUGGGUCAAGCUACUAUUAGUAGGAGUAGCUUCUCUCUUCUUGUUGGUAAUCUUGAUGGUGGGCAUGUUGAUUGCCCGUCGCAAACGUGAACACAGCACACUCUGGUUCCCUGAGGGCUUCUUCCUCAAGAAGGAAACAAGCAGUAACAAGAACCGCAGAGAACCUGUGGGGCAAGAUUCCCUGGGCAUGAAACACAUGCCAAAGACAGCGAAAGAGUCUCUACUGGCAGAUCACAGUGACCAGUGGAUAGACACAGACUGCCCAGAGGCAAAACGGUUUAAGGUGGAAGAGCCCAGUAUUCUGUCUGAUGGUGAGGACGCAGUUGACAGCAGACAAUGGACACAGCACCACUUGGCAGCGGCAGAUAUCCGUAUGCCUCCUUCCAUGGCUCUCACUCCUCCACAGGGAGAGUUUGACAGUGAUUGCAUGGAUGUCAAUGUCCGAGGCCCUGAUGGCUUCACACCCCUGAUGCUGGCAUCCUUCUGUGGAGGUGGGCUGGAGCCAGAGGUGACCGAAGAUGAUGAUUCAGAAGAAUCCUCCGCCAACAUCAUAUCCGACCUUAUUUACCAGGGAGCAUCGCUUGCAGCUCAAACCGACCGCACUGGAGAGACUGCUCUGCAUCUGGCUGCACGUUAUGCCCGAGCUGACGCAGCUAAACGGCUCCUGGAUGCUGGGGCUGAUGCAAACGCACAGGAUAACACAGGCCGCACACCUUUGCAUGCAGCUGUAGCAGCUGAUGCCCAAGGGGUAUUCCAGAUUCUGAUCAGGAACCGUGCCACAGACCUGGAUGCACGCAUGUAUGAUGGCUCCACUGCUCUGAUCCUUGCAGCCCGUCUGGCAGUAGAAGGCAUGGUGGAAGAGUUGAUCACCUGUCAUGCUGAUGUCAACGCUGUUGAUGAAAUCGGAAAGUCAGCUUUGCACUGGGCAGCAGCAGUCAACAAUGUUGAAGCUACAAUUGCCUUGUUGAAGAACGGUGCCAAUAAAGAUAUGCAGGACCUCAAGGAGGAAACUCCACUAUUCUUGGCUGCCAGGGAAGGUAGCUGUGGGGCUGUAAAGGUGUUGUUGGCUCACUUUGCUAACAGGGAGAUAACAGAUCACAUGGACAGGCUCCCUCGAGAUAUCGCGCAGGAGCGCAUGCACCAUGAUAUUGUGCAGCUAUUGGAUGAAUAUAACACUGUAAGAAGUCCGCAGGGACAUGUAGGGGCAGGUCACCACCUAUCUGGUAGCCACACCCUCUCACCACUCAUGUGUCCUCCCACCAACUUCCUCCAAGGGCUGAAAAGCACCCCGCAGGGUAAGAAGAACCGUCGCCCAGGGGCUAAAGGCAUAGGUGGACAGCACACUACCAACCUGAAAGAAUCAGCCAAAGCACGUAACAAACGGCUGACGCUAGACAUGCAGAGUGCUUUGCUGGAGAGCUCCGUCACGCUCUCCCCUGUCGACUCGCUGGAUUCGCCACGCGGAGGUGCCAGCAACGCCGGCUACAUCACCAAUCCAACCUCACCGGCUGCCAUGCCCUCUCCUGGCCUCUUCCACUCCUCUAUGUCUGUCCCUACCACUCCAAUGGUGCACAGCAGUAUUUUGAAUGGCACCAGCCCUUUUGCAGUCUCCCUAGCUCAGCUGAGCGACCUGAGCGAUGGUGGGCUCUCCAUGCACGGUCGUGUGGCCAUGCAAGGGGGCGGCGUCAACCAAGGCCCCCACAACUGCGUGCUGAAUGCCGGCCAGAUGAGCCUCAACAUGGGUAUAGUAAGUCCAGUAAGCGUGCCAUUUGACUGGCACAACCGCAUGCCCCCCUCUUCUCAAUGCAGUCAGACCAUGGUCAACAUUAUGCAUCCAGCAAGUAGCCAAGCAGGCAUGCUCCCUCAGACACCGACCCUGCAGCAAAGCAGCAUGCUCAUGCACCAGCAACAGAUGUUCCGUAAUGCCCAGCAGUCCAUCCUGCAGCCAACACCCGUCUCCAACACACCCUCUAUUAGCCCAGUCAAACUGCCACCCAUUGCAGAGCAGCAGCAGCAGCAACUUCACAGCCAUGCCCUCACCAACCCCAACCUUACCCGCAUGGGCUCCUCCACUCCCCCGACCCCACAACAGGCACAGCCUCCUCCAGCUUUCUACCAGCCACAGCAGCCACAGACUCAGCCACCGCAAGCCUCGGCAGCUCCUCAGGCUUCGCAAGCACAGGCUAUCCCAUCUCAGGCACACCCGGCACAGGUGAGCGUUAGCACCACAGGGCCGGAGGAUUACCCCACACCGCCCUCCCAGCACAGCUGCAGCUCGGCCAUGGAUGCGACACCCAAGCAUUACCUGCAUGUGCCCAGUGAACAUCCUUACCUGACCCCUUCUCCAGAGUCUCCAGAGCCCUGGUCCAGUCCCUCUCCUCACUGUGUGUCCGAUUGGUCUGACUCCACCCCCAGCCCAGCCGUCACAGCUCCUACCCAGACCCAGAUUUCGCAUGUCCAGGAGUCCAAUGGGAAGAUGCAGGUGUUUGCUUGAGCAACUCAAACUACCUAUAAUGUUUGUGACUUUGAGAGAGUAGAGUUGUCAAGCAUCACUCUAGGACUUGUUUUUUUUUACUUACCUGUCAGCACAUUUCCAAGAUUUUAUUUGGAUUAGGAUUGACUGUUUUGCAUCAAAAAGACUGUCUGCUGGUGUUUGCAGAAAGCAAGUUAAAGGGAAAUUUGUGUUGUCUUAAAAAGAAAAGACAAUUUAAUGAAGUAAGACGUUCUGUCACAGAUGGACUUUAAUUAUAAAAAAAAAGUAUAUGAAGAAUACCAUGUCUUUCAUUUCAAAGACUUGGGGACAUUCCUGAAACUAACAAACUGAGAGAAAAGUGAAAUGUUGAAGGAAAAUUCUUUCUUUUUAUUUAUUGUCUUAUGUUUUCCAAACUGCCUUGUGGGUGUUUCCACCCUCUUUCUGUUUCUGAUUCUGUUGCUUUUAGUGACCCCCAUAACAACUGCCUUACUAUUCCCAGUAUAUUAUGUGGGGCUUGUGAGAUCUCCUCAGGUUCCAUGUUUCUACUGUUACAAGAGGAACAACUCAUGAUUGCUUAGUUUGCCUGUUCCACCCCAGUUCCAUCAGCAGCAACUGAUACAGUCAGAAUUUAUAAAUCAGGCUUUUGAGUGACACACACACACACACACACACACACAUAAUGAGAUUAGAAUUUUAGUGAUAUUUAUUUAGUCUAGCAUUCAGAAACAGAUUGGCACAUGAAAACAGAGGUAUAUAGAGACCAAUACAAGUGAAAAUAUUCUGAUUUAAAAUGAUUUUAUACGUUUUGUAAAAGUAUUUGUGUGAAUGUAGAGGGGCAUCUGUAAAGCACUUCAAGGGGGAAAAGCUUGAGAGAGCGAGAAAGACGGGAAGAAAACCCUCAAAUCCUCUAAAACAGGCCAGUUUUCAGUGUUGUGUUGUAUCAGUGGAGAUUAUUUUACUGAGCAUAGUUUUUUCAGUGUCUUACAUAGGCCUGCGCAGGCGAAUGCUCUACCUGUUCCCUCUCAACAUCCCAGCCAGUCACUGCCUUAUAGUCUUGCCUUGUGUAAAUUAGUUUUCUAUUUUUACUUUAAUAACCACAUGUUUGGAACCACAGUUACCUGUGGCACAUUGAUGUAUUAAGCUGUGUUAUUAGGCUGCUGCUCUGUGUCACUUUUUCGGUGACACCCAACUUCCUUUCCACAAACAUUCCUGUUCAGAACCCACCCACCAGCACUCGUGGAGCCGAUGACCGCUGCGGACCUGAUCUCACCGUGUUCCUGAGCCCUCACAAGCCCUUCAUUUCAAUACUGAACAGCUGCAGCUGACACUUGACCACUAGAAAGUCUUCCUCUGGGGCUUUAUGAAGCCAAGGCAGUGUGGUUGAUUGAUUUUAAUGUAAUUUGAUCCCUCAGGUCGUGCAUUUCCAUGUGGUCUAAUCAUAUUCCAGCUCCUUUUGGUUUGGAUAGCAGGCAUAUGUGUUGUGUGUUGGGUACAUGGCUAACGGGGUUCUAAUGGUCUGCUAUUGCUCUGUUACUCCUCAGGGAGGUGUUAUAUAGCAUGCAGUGUUGUCUGCAUCUUUAGCAGUUCCCACCCCAUCAGCCUAGACGAUGACAUCUGUCGUGUCUGGUCAGAAGGCGUGAGAUGGGAAACGCUACCAUGUAGUGAUGCCCCUGGCUUUCUGUAACAUGUCCAUAUGUUUAUCCCUCUUGAUAUUCCCAACUGUUAGACCUGCAUUUGAUGAUAAGGACAGGUGUUUCCCUGCUAUCGCCAAGAGGAACAUGCCCAUUUCACUAAACUAUGGCACAUAAACAUUGCUUUCAGCCAUAUAUUAUUUUUUUAAAUAGUAUUUGUGCUUUAUCUGUACUGAGUGUAACUGUUAAAUCUUCAUGUACCACAUUUCAAGGCUUGUGAUGGUUUUGGAGCACAUUCUGGACCUCUUUGUUAUCCUACAUAAGUACUACUAUUCUUUGCUAACCCAGCACAAGUCUUCCUUUAAUUCACAACUUUUCACUUCUCAUGAUACAGUUCUCCAGGUAUUUUUGAAAUUCCAGUACCUUCCUGUAAAUAUGUUUCACCUUGUUUAAGUCUACUUGUUUAUGAGAAGUCUUAUGUUCCUGAAAUGAAUAAGUACUAAAAAGAACAAAAAGUAAAUGUACUUUUUAUUAGCAUUAAGGUGAGGAUGUGACUGUGUAAUUGGUCUUGCAUAACUAGAACAGCCAUAGAUAUUUUCUAUUGUCAUUAUUAAUUUCCUAUACUUGUUUAAAAGUAGUUUAAAUCAUUGUAUAUAAACAGUUUUUCACAGUUUCUUUCUACAGACAAAGUUGUAAAAUAUGUUACUUCUAAUAAAGCAGUAGAAACUACAUUUCA
Messenger RNA from Carassius gibelio (silver crucian carp), 10055 nucleotides. RefSeq names its product neurogenic locus notch homolog protein 2. Gene Ontology annotation, cellular component: membrane. Gene Ontology annotation, biological process: regulation of DNA-templated transcription; regulation of developmental process; cell differentiation. The record is from RefSeq and is a predicted model, not a curated record. Bases 294 to 7709 code for a protein of 2471 amino acids. Gene Ontology annotation, molecular function: signaling receptor activity; calcium ion binding; protein binding. NCBI's taxonomy places the organism in Eukaryota, Metazoa, Chordata, Actinopteri, Cypriniformes, Cyprinidae. The transcript has 33 exons.